AUGUCUUACGCAUACUACGACCGACUGAUAGCGGCUUUCGCAGCCGAUAAUGGCACUCUCCAGCGGUCGAGCUUGACGCACUCAGUCAUUGGCAUGGUCCAGUACUUCUACUACAUCUACCUCACCCACGCCGACGGUAUAGGCCCGCUGCCGCUCUGGAUGCACCUCUUUUACCUCGCCCACGACACCAUUUGGGCCUACAUCAUGUUUCAGGAGGCGCCCAAGUACGAUUACCAUCCUUACUUUACCUCAAUGGCAAAGGGACUUGUCGUAUGGAGCAUCCUGGAAGUGUAUUGCAUUUACCGUGCCAUCUUCUACGAGCGAGAAGGCCUAUUCAGCGAGCAUGAUACCGUCAAAGGCAAGGACGAUGACGACAACAACGGCAAGACCAAAAGACACAACAAGAAGCCCAGCAAGGCGAUGGCUUACAUGCACAGCUUCAUUGUCUUCUUCACCUUCUUCUGCCUCGUCCUGACCAUCAUCUACAUGGUCGGGAGGGAAUCAUUCCCACACUGGACACUGCUGACCAAGAUACUUGCCUGCACAGGCGCCGGUGGCACGUGGAUGCAGCGGGGUACUCGCAAGGGCACGAGGAUGAGCCUGGCGCUAUUGUCGGUAGUCGAUGCCAUAACGUGCUUCUGGCCUUAUUCAAGAUGGGUGCUCGUUUGGCCCGAGGUGUUUGACAAUCCGGCUUACUACCUCACGGGGAUCUGUUGCACCCUUUCGUCUCUGUUCAAUGUCUAUGUUUUGACUCAGCUGCCAAAGGAGUGA
Molecule: messenger RNA, 771 nt
Organism: Pyricularia grisea
Lineage: Eukaryota; Fungi; Ascomycota; Sordariomycetes; Magnaporthales; Pyriculariaceae
Exons: 1
Coding region: 1-771 (256 amino acids)
Source: RefSeq, a predicted model, not a curated record